GGCAUGCUGCUCCACUGUAUUCAACUGAUUUGGUAGGGUAUUUCAGUGAAUGUGCCUUUUGAAACGACCAUGGUUGCUUAUGCUGCAAGAGAGGGGCUACCUGUGCUGCGAUCAGACUUCGUGCACGACACUUGCAGUUCUUUACUCUCGGUCAGUCCUGUAACCUGCGCAGAAAACUUAAAGAAGAUCUGACGUACCUUUUCAUCAGUGGAAACCUCCGCUAUCUUCACAGGAAUCAACAUCUCGGCAAGCACCGCCUUCACGUGUCUUCACUAAACUUGCAAAAUCGAUGCUACUGUCGUCGAACUGAAUAAACGAUACGGAGACGAUUAAACUUCAAAGGCAAAUGCUUAGCUUGUAAGGUGCUAUGUGUGCAGCAUUUUCUGAAUGAAGCUUCCUUCCAUUUAUCGCUUUCAGUGUUUACCUCAGUGACAGACACUCGUGUUGGACAUUUCCUUGUCGGUAAGGUUUGUCGCUGCUGUGAAGACUACACGACUGCGAAGAGGAACAACAAUAUGAACUCUCUUUGACUUCGGUCCUUUUUCUCGAAGGAUGAAAAGCAAAUAAAAAUAUGUUUUCAAGAAUUGUACCUCCUGCAUGGACGAGACGUCAGCGAGCUGACAUUCGGUUCAGAUAUUAAGCCCAAUAAAUUACAGUUUUUUUUUUUUUUUUAAAGUUCGGAUUAGUUUAUGCUUCCGUUUGGGGCGUUUCUCACUGUGUGCAACUGAAGUAUAUACGUCUGCGAUCCUACGAGUCCUGUGUAGCUCUUCCUUUGUGUGUCUGUCGCCAGGGAGAUAAGCACCUCUUGGCCUGGCGUGCAACUGGUCUUGCUUUCACAAACAGACCUCAGCCUGUUCUGUUCACUUCGAUACGCCAUCGGCUGACGCGCGUUUGACCUCGACACUUGGCAGCCAACUGGGAAGCACGAGGUGAUAUCGACGGGUAGUUCUGUGUGAUUGUGUAUGGGAGUAUUGUGUGUGGGAAGGGCGGGGAAGCGUGGAAAAAAGCUGAACAGGGAGAAAACACUAGCGAUCGAGUUAUCGGCCAACAACAUAUCGCCGCUGUUAGCGAUCUUCUGUUACCGAUCUUCUGUUACCGCCAGUAAACAUUUCAGUGACUUAGUAACACCGACAACAGUCGGUUGUCACCGAGUAAAAACAAAUAUGAAACGUCUCUUUUGAAGCUACAUUUUCCAUUUAGUUUUAGAGUCUUUGGUGAAAACUGGGAAUCCACUGAGUCGGUAUGAAAAUUGUCUCAGCAUUGUGGAAAAGCGCAGACUGGCUCAUUUCGUGUUCUUCUAUAUCUGCCUGCACUCGGCGGUGGUUGAACGUUAAACUGCGUUUAUGACAUCAGUAAAUAAAGGAUACAUGGAAGAUAUUUUACAAGGCAGAAGUAUGCGAGCGCAGACUUGACCUACUUUCGUCUUGAAAACAGAAUUAUGUCAGACAUCAUCAGCGCCACCGCUGCGUCGCAGCCGCUGUGUCAUCCUCGUGGGAAGAGCUGUUUGGUGUGCAGCACAUGGUUAGUUUGCAUUGCCUUCAUUGCUGACCCCUUGUGACGGAGCUAUGACCCUCAACAUGAAGAAGACGGUGGACGAUCUGGACGCCUGGUACAGGCAGCAUAUUCAAAGAACUCGAAAGUACAGCGCUCCAGCCCUGCCCAUGAGCAGUCGCAGCUCCGAGAGUCACAUCAGUAGCUUCUGGGAAAGCAGAGAUGACAAGGGCCAGCACCUGACUGUACCUGAAAGGUAUUAUGGACAAGUAAGCCAGUCUCCUGACCGCACACCAAGCCCUACUAGAAAAGUCCGUGCCCGCAAGAGUUUGCCAGAAGGUAGCCUGGCCCUUCCAGGACAUGGGGAGGAGCUGAGGCGCAAGUCAUAUGACCUGGCUGCAGAGGGAGGCAAGUCAAGUAGGCUGGGGCUUCUUCUGAACCGUCUAAACCCUGCUGCUAUGAAGAAGACCGAAGCAGCUAAAGCUGCAGCAGGUGCGGGUCUUCAGGCCACAGGCCUCCCUUCCUCUGGCAGUUCCAGCUCUACCAAGGUCUUCAAGAAGUCGGCAUCGAAAAGCCCCAACUUGCCUCGCAAGCCUGGUAUAUCCACUGCUGAAACCCUUGGGUCUGGCAGUGGUGGGGAUCCAGCUGCUUUCUGCCCAGUCACUGGAACCUCUGGCAGUGUUAACAGAGCGUACACAGGGUCUGGCACUCUUCAUCCCCCUGCAAGUGGCGAUGACAGUUCCUCUGUUACUGUCAGCAUUGAAGAUUUGGAUUCAGUUGAUGGGGGUUCUAGCAGAGAGAAUGGCACCACAAGCCUUUCAGCAGCAACUAUUGUCCCGACGGAUGAGAACACGAUUGAAGCCCAGGGACCUGAAGGGAGUGAUGCUCAGAAGCAGCGGCAAGCCAUAGAACACUUGCAGGCCAAGAUAAAUAAGACAAAGGAACUCAUUCGUCGAGAGCAGACACAGAAGGAAUCCAAUGUGAAUGAGUAUCUCCAGUUAGCAUCAGCGGCAGACAAGCAGCAAAGCCAGCGCAUGAAGAACCUGUUUGAGAAGCGGAACCAGAAGUCAGCGCAGUCCAUCAAUCAUCUGCAGAAGAAGCUAGAGCAGUACCAGCGCCGACUGCAGGAGGUGGAGACCCAUGGUUUCUCCACCCACAAGCAAGCUAAGGAAGUACUUCGAGAUGUGGGUCAAGGGUUAAAGGAUGUUGGGGCCAACAUUUUUGAUGGCUUAUCUGGAUUUUCAGGGGGUGUUGUUGACAACAUCAAAGGGGCAAGAGAUACUAUAGUUUCGAAACCAAAAGAGUUUGCACAUCUCAUCAAGAACAAAUUUGGCAGUGCUGACAACAUUACCCAUAUGACAGAAACUGAUGAGAGUAAUGUGGAGACUGAACCAAGACAGCAGGCAGGGGGAGCAGUGACACUACCAGCAAAUUUUAGAUAUGGAUCAGAUGAAGACAACUCAAGUGUUACCUCGGGUUCUGGUUAUGGAGCAGGCCACAGCAGUCCUCAUUCAGCAUCCCAGAAUGCAUCUCAAUCAUUGCCUGUUCCACAGGCCAUAGUAGAACCUCUUUAUGACCAGCUGUCUGGCUUAAAGGUCACAUUCCAAAGCUUGGAUGACACUCUGAAACGUCUAACUGAAGAAUUUGAAAAUUAUAAGGCCACAACCCAGAGUGAGCUUGGCUUACUGAGAAGCCUUUUGGAGGAGGAAAAGUUCCGUGUUGAGCGACUGGAGGAGCAAGUCAAUGACCUUACAGAACUGCACCAGAAUGAAAUGGCCAACCUGAAGCAGGACACUGCCUCUGUGGAAGAGAAGAUAGAAUACAGACUUGAAGAGCGCACCACUGACCUCAGUGAUCUAGUUGACAACUGCCAGACUCGGAUAUUGAGACUGGAGCAGCAACAGCAGCAGCAACAACUUCUGUCUAUGGAGAUGGUGGAGAAUGUAACUUUUCGAACAAUUCUGACAAAACUCAUCAAUGUUGUUCUUGCAGUCCUGGCUGUCAUCCUCGUCUUCGUUUCAACAGGAGCCAACCUUCUUUCUCCUUUCCUGACAACGAGAAUGCGCAUCCUAUCAACAUCGGUGAUGUUGUUCAGUAUUGCUGUGAUGUGGAACUAUGGAGGAAUGUUCUGGGCAUUUUGUAUCAACAUUUGGGAUAAUGUCUCUAGCAUCUUACCAGGGAGGUAGCAGUCCAUUUCAGCCUUUUGACCUCGUCUGAGCUUUCAUAGUUUUGCUGCCUUAGCCGUGACCAGCGAACAAUCGGCAGUCACAUCGAGCGUAACCCUUCUGAGGAUGACAGCUGAAAUGUGGAUAGAAGAGUAAGGAUUUUAGCUGUGUGAUGUGGUCAUGGCCAGGUAACGAGUUCUGCAGAAAUCGUUGGCCAGUGCUUGCAGAAUGGCAUUUGUUUUGUGCUGAAGGAAAUGUGCAGCUGGUGUCUGGUGGCUUAACCGCUUUACCCUAGAGAACUAGGGUUCACAUGACAUAUUCUCUUGCAAUGACUGAUGUGUGACUGGAGCGUAAUUGUAUCAGGUGAUCCAGCCAUAUAUAAAACUUGUGAAAAACAAAACGGGAACAACUAAAGUUUCUCCUUCAACAGCAUGGUGUUACUGUGGAUAUGCAUUCAUUUACUGUGCUUUUUUUUUUUUUUUUAAGCAAAGAAUAGAUUUGGGGUGGCAGGAACUGUCUGUUGUCAUUGUGCCCUACCCCAAACAAUUCUUUUAUAAGCUUUUUGCAUGCCUUUGUGCACCCUUGUGGUGGACUAGAAGCCGAUCUCAUUGCUACAUUGUUCUAUAUAUUAAUAUUUAUUGUUCAAGUCCUUAAAGUCAUGUCCAGUAGAUUGUGUGCUGUUUUCUGAGUUCUUAGAUUAUCAUUGACAUUCAACUUUCAUCUGGGUUUUUUUUUUUUCAGUUUAUCGUCUAUUUUUACUUGGUGAACAAUACCAUCUGAUCAGCACUUUUUGUGAUACAUUUGUUGUCAUGUUUUCUGAUAGUGUGCAUUUUUUUAAUUUUACAAAUGCAAUAACCUUUUGUUUGAAUAUGAAAGUAUUUUCUCUUUUUUAUUAACCAUGUCCACCAAGAAGAUUGAACACCUCUGUUCUUGAUGUUUUCUCCACUAUCAAGCUUCUGGUUUUUGGUCAGUAUUGUCACAGCAAUGUGUGCAACUUUCUAUUGGAGUUUUGCUUUUUCUCUCCUCAGUGACAUGAGGACUGCAGUGGCUUGUUUUGUAGGUGAUCAUUUUACCUGUUUAAGGUACUAGGUACAAUACAGCAUGUUAGUGGUAGUCAUAAAAUUAAUAUAUUAUGAUUGCGACUUGCUUAAAGAAAGAGGACGAUGCUGAAUGCAGCAAAACCUUAGAGGCAGGGGCUCAAAACCUAGGAAGUCAUUGUACAAACGAGAAUUUUGCAAGAUCUUGAUACUGCUUUAGGCAAUUCCACCAUUAGUUUUUAGAGCAUUUCUUUGGAGAUUCAUUUAGAGAUUAGAGCAGCUACUCAUUUUGCAUGAUCUAAUUUUGGAGUAUGAGUCAUAGAAAUUGUGUAAAGGGUUAUUUUUGCAUAGUUAAAGCAAAGAUCAUGAUGAAGUCACUGAAAGCAUGAUUUUGUGGUUUAUUUCUGUAUGAGAAAGUUUGGUUUGAAUCAUUGGGUUGUGGUGAAAGGUUUUUUUUGUGAGUCCCAGCAAUGUUUAUUGACUGUUAAAUAAUGAGAGUUAUAUGUAUAGGAGUUUCCAAUGUUGAUUGGUUUACUGAUCUUCAUAUCAUGUAAAACGAAAGGAAACAGUGAGAACAAAGAGGAUUUAACUUGUACUGGACCUUUGAUUUUGAUUUCUAUCUUCGCCUGGAAUUUGAUUCUUUAGUUCUAAAUGUAAGUUUCUGGCAUGUUUUGAGAAUACCAGGUAUAUAAUUUUGAACUUCAUGGCCAUUUUGGCAAAAUUCACAGUAGGACAUCAUUUAACACCAAUGUAUUUUGUCAUAGUGGUGAGCUGCUAGACUGUCACAAUGAGUAAUACUGCAAUGAAAGGAAAACUGCUGUAUGCCAGUUUAGUUGGGAUGGCAAGAGAGGACUCUGGUUGCAUUCCUUUUUUUUUUUCAGAUUAGAAAUGCUCUUAUUUUGCAGGCUAGUUUUAGGUUACUUUCCACAGCCAUUUUGUGUACUUGGGAAGACUGAAGAGUUGUGCUUCUCAUUAAUUUGUAGGUUUGUUUUUCUUAAUUUUUCUAUGAACUUUUUGGUUUUUCUGUAAGGUAAUGUCAUUUCUUUAAAUGUGAUUGCCAUACAUUCGGUUGUGUUAAAGUAAGUAAAAUAGCCAUUCUUAAUAUCCAACAUGUUUUCUUUAGUGGAAACUAGAAGUAGUGGCUUUACUGACUACUCUAAAUUCUAUAUCGGGUCCAACAAAGCAUAAAGUGGUUGCAAAAGUGAUGUUUUUUUUUUCUUUUUCUUUUUUCCUCACAAAGGGUAAUGAUCAUUUGCAAUAAAUGAAAUUUAUUUUUCUUAUAUAGGAUUUUUAUAUGUUAUUUAGGAAUUAUUACAUGCAGAUUUACUUGGUUUAACAUUGCAGGGCUCCUUAUUCAGCCUCAGUUGUGCUUAACUAUUGCAUUAUUCUAGGUUCAGUUCCUUCAACUUGACGUCUAGAUUUUUCUUCUAAGCAUUUCCAGUAGAACCUUCAUAAGAGCAUGUUAUUUUGUCUUUCUGUAUUUUAGAUAUAUCUGUGGUGCAUUAUUUCAUGGCGCCAUCAGCAUUGCUGAUAAGAACAGCUUUCAGCAUGGUAGUGACAAAAGUCAGACUGGAGCUGCAAUAAAAAAAUAUUCAUCUUUGUAGAGUACACGCCACCUAAACAGGUUUUAAUUUGGUUUCAUAUUUGUGUUGACUGACAUCCCAGUCUACACAAUACCUAUUUUUAUAAUAGUUUAUUUAUAUCAGCCCACCUGAACUUGAUAGCCAAGAUUCACGUCUCUUUUUUUUUCUUUCCUUUCCCAACUGUAGAUAGCUGCAGAUAACAUCUUCGAAUGAUAAUUUCUUUAAAAUACGAAUAUCAUUUACUUUUUUGUUCUUCGUGUUUAUGUGUUUACUUAUAUAUUCUUAACUUCACAAUGAUUUUUGUCUGUGCCUAAGUUAUUGAAAAUAUCGAAAAUUGUUGCUGGACAGAAAUGUUUAAAUACUGCAGGAAAAAUGUUGCAAAAAUAGAUUUAGUUUUACAAGUAACCUUCAGUUUGUUCAAAGUGUAUGGCUGGUCAACAAUUUGCAAACAUGAUAUGUAUUAUUAAUGUUUUGUUUACUGCGCGUUCAGGGAGAUGCAUAAACAACUCCUUUGGCUCUUAAGUGUUCAUAGCAUUAAGAAUCCAGUGCAGAGAAAUGGAAAACUUUUUCAAGACUCAACUUCAUUCAUGUGCUGGGUGCAUUCAUGCCCUUAUCUAAUUGUUAAAUUCUGAUUUUUCUUUUUAAUAAAAGCAAUUGAGAGAGUACAUUUAUGAAGUUUUAGUGGUGCUGGCUGAUGACCGCUGGACCUAAUAUUGCCAGGAUUACCGAUCAUCACACUGCAAAGAGCACAUACAGAAGCAGGGUUCGCAGAAGGGUGUGCCCUAGAUUUUACAAAGAGUUAUUAAGGUGCUGCUUCAUGACUAUAACAAAUAUUGUACACCUUUCCACCGAGAACUCUUGAAGGUCAUGUUGGGUAGCAGGUCUGCUGGUCAGACUGAUUGCUUGUCGAGGCUUUUUUCCCUCUGGCUUAGACAUAAACUUUCUUUUUUUUAAACCGACCUUACAGUUGGUAGUAAUGAGCGUGCAGGAUGUGAUGUGUAAUAUAUUUGGGUGACAUUUGCAGAGUUUGAUCAUUUUUCUUGUUUUAGGAUAAAGUUUGAGUUGUGGCUAACAGUUUUCUACAUAGGGUUAGAAAGAAAAGAAGCGACCUGAUGGAUGCGCGGUGAAACUGCAAAAAUGUUUUGAUGGGAUGGGCUUUUGUUGUGGAUAGGAAUGAAGUAGUGCCUGUUGGGAAGUGUUUAAGAACGCUCACCCAUCUGUCUUUACAGAAAUGGAAUAGCUUGAGCGUAAGUCCUAUGAUGUAAGAUUUGCCUUUAUUGCCACGUCUUUUCUAUUCGCAGAUUUUUAAUUGUUGCAGUAUAUCGCCCGCCAUCAUUAAUGGAAACACUCAUAUUGACAUUAUAAUAUCGCAACCAUUUAUAAAUGGCACUUUCCCUUUUCUUUAACAGUUUAUGUAUGGCAUGCUCGGGUUAAUUUUAUCCAUUUUAAGGUCUUUGUGUUAUUUGAGAGAAGAGUGGUAACAUAGGUAGCGAUACUGUAGACGUGUCCUAGGUUUGGGCUUUUUCCCAUGUGUGACAGUUGGGAUUAAAAACGAGGUGGGGAGGGGUUUUGUUUUUGUACCUAGGCUUGCGCAGCUUUGAGUAUGAAUUAUAUGGCUUGUGCAUGCAUGACAUUUUCGUAGUGACUGAGAGAUGAUGGUGCUAGCAGUGUACAGCGUGGCCGGCGUGCAGUGGUGAGUUCAGUCUCUGCGGCUCUCAGUAGUGGCGUGGGUGACGUCCACCAUUCAUUAAAGUGGUUUGAAAGCA
Messenger RNA from Pomacea canaliculata, 8042 nucleotides. Its product is annotated as transmembrane and coiled-coil domains protein 2-like. The coding region runs from base 1566 to 3677 and encodes 703 amino acids. Gene Ontology annotation, cellular component: endomembrane system. Lineage: Eukaryota; Metazoa; Mollusca; Gastropoda; Architaenioglossa; Ampullariidae. The transcript has 15 exons. The record is from RefSeq and is a predicted model, not a curated record.